AUGUCCACGCUUAUUAAAUCUGCCAAAUCCAUUGUUCCUCUAUUGGACCGUGUCUUGGUGCAAAGGGCUAAAGCCGAAGCCAAAACUGCUUCUGGCUUGUAUCUGCCCGAGAAGAAUGUUCAAAAGAUGAACCAGGCAACUGUUUUGGCCGUGGGACCCGGAUUUACCGAUGCAAACGGAAAUAAAGUUGUGCCUCAGGUGGCUGUUGGCGACCAUGUGUUGAUUCCACAAUUCGGAGGCUCCAGCAUCAAACUCAAGGAUGACGACGAGGUGGUGUUGUUCCGCGAUAGCGAGAUCUUGGCCAAACUCAACGAGUAA
Messenger RNA from Lachancea nothofagi CBS 11611, 318 nucleotides. Lineage: Eukaryota; Fungi; Ascomycota; Saccharomycetes; Saccharomycetales; Saccharomycetaceae. The record is from the annotation of a GenBank genome assembly.